Myxozyma melibiosi is the source of this 1060-nucleotide messenger RNA. Its product is annotated as putative 54S ribosomal protein L19, mitochondrial precursor. Gene Ontology annotation, molecular function: large ribosomal subunit rRNA binding; structural constituent of ribosome. Lineage: Eukaryota; Fungi; Ascomycota; Lipomycetes; Lipomycetales; Lipomycetaceae. Bases 127 to 570 code for a protein of 147 amino acids. Gene Ontology annotation, cellular component: mitochondrial large ribosomal subunit; ribosome. The record is from RefSeq and is a predicted model, not a curated record. Gene Ontology annotation, biological process: translation. The transcript is spliced from 3 exons.
CUAAAACCUCACGAACCGCUCCAUCGCCAACCGACCUGCACCGCAUCCCCUUCUUCUCCUCGUGAACUCCUGCCUUCUCUCUACUUCCAACCUUCUCUUCCAUCUACUCUACAUUAUCUGGUAGCAAUGGCGGCUCGGGCAAAAGACAUUACCGUCAAGCUGAUCGUCGAGGCCGGAAAAGCGUCUCCAUCGCCUCCUGUUGGUCCUGCCUUGGGUUCUAAGGGUGUCAAGGCAAUGGAUUUCUGCAAGGAAUUCAACGCGCGCACUGCCCACUAUACUCCUGGCGUCCCAAUCCCGACCUCGAUCACAAUCAAACCCGACCGAACAUUUACUUUCGUAACCAAGAGCCCUACCACCUCGUUCUUGAUACUCAGAGCUGCCGGCGCUGCCAAGGGUGCUGGAGAGUACGGAAACGGACAGCCUCCUGUGGGAAAGAUUUCACUCAAGCACGUUUAUGAAAUCGCAAAGAUCAAGCACAAGGACCUCUAUCUCUCCGGAUUGAGUCUCGAGGCUAUCGCCAAACAAGUCGUUGCUACCGCAAAGACAGUGGGCGUCGAGGUCUUGCCUUGAAUCCUCCUCGCUUCCUCCCUUUCACUCAUCGAGUUGCAAUCAAUCACGAGCUUUUUACAGAUAAUCGAAACCAAUUACUCUAUUUGUCUUUUUAUUUUCUAUCUUUGCUGGCGUGGAAAGUGUUCUCGAGCACGCACUGGAUGCGGGAUUGACAAUACUCUCCGAUUCUCCUCAACUCAUACUGCAACAACUUCUCUAUUUUUCAUCUAUAUUUUUGUACGAUAUGCAUACACAGACAACUGCAAGUCUAUUUUUCUUAUCUCUUCCGCUUUAUUACUCUACUUCACGACAGUUUUCACAAUUCUAUCGACUUGCAGGAACAUAUUUUCUUCUCUCCCACCGGUGCUGAUUUUUUCAUCUUUCUAUAAAGUCGCUUUAUUUGUGUUUCUUCUUCUUAGCUCAGUAGUUUGCUAUCUCUGUAAAUAUUACACUUCUAUCUUCUAUUCUUCUAUUUCCUCUUACUACCGUAGAUAUACGAACGAACCCGUUC